Aspergillus luchuensis is the source of this 366-nucleotide messenger RNA. RefSeq lists its product as uncharacterized. The record is from RefSeq and is a predicted model, not a curated record. NCBI's taxonomy places the organism in Eukaryota, Fungi, Ascomycota, Eurotiomycetes, Eurotiales, Aspergillaceae. Bases 1 to 366 code for a protein of 121 amino acids. The transcript has a single exon.
AUGUCUGAUACUUGCCCCAAAGUACGAGAGAGACAACUCAAGUCGGGUCGAACCUUGCUGCGCGAUCGGACCAUCUCCAGCCAGCCGGAUGAUCCAUCCAGAGAGCGACAGACACCGGACGCAGCAACCGCUUGCCGCAUGCGGAGUGCAGCCGCUGUGGGUGAUAGUUUGAAGUGUGCCUUGGAUACGGAGUAUAUGGCGUACAGCAAGAACUCUAUACGCAUACUUACAGCCAAGUAUAGGACUGAGUCUAGUGCAGCGGAAGGAUUUCCCUCGCAAGCCAUCUCAGCUAAGACCCUCCUUGUGUCCCAGCAACGGAACGUCCCAAACAGACCAAAGAAUCCCCGGGCAUCCCGCGUGUUUUGA